AUGCACCGCCGAGUAGUCUGGAGGCUCUCGCGCCGCAUUGAUUUAUCGUCAUCCACCACCCUAUCCUCUCCGACUGUACCCCGUUCACGGACAUUUCGAUCCUCCACAGUCCGGUUAAGUUCUGAGAAUGGCACUGGAGAUGGGAAUGGCGAUGGUGCAGCCCCAAGUUCACCAUCACCAGCACCCAAGUUUGGAAACCGAUGGGGCGCCAGACAGGCCUCGAAGCCAACCGGCCUGAGCCCGGCAGAGCAGACGUUGCGCGAUGCCAUCAUGGCCAAGAGCAAACGACAAUCUGCUCCUCCAGAAAUCCCGAAUGGUCCAGAUCCCGAGAAAAGAAUACCCGGUACGCAGUUCUACGUCAAGAGCCAGAACAAGCAACCCUUCGUCCACUCUUCCAACCGGCCCGUCGACCACCAGCAGUUGCACAACAGAGUCGCCCGACAUUUGAGGCAGCCGGCCCGGACAGGAACCGGGCAGUAUCGGGGCAAUCGUGAAUGGACGUGUCACAGCUGCAACAAUCUUGUCUUUGCGAGGCACACUAUCUGUCCGUUCUGCCAGACAGCUCGACGGGAUCCUCCUAUGCCUCCCAGAGAUGGACAACAACGGACGAAACGGAACUGGGAUUGCCCCGGCUGCGGACAACAUGUGUUUGCGAGACGGGAUGAAUGCACCUCGUGUGGCACUCCGAGGCCGGACAUGCAACCAUCAGAGACACGUACGUUGAGAAGGGACCCGGGUCGAACUAGCAAGCUCCAGAAUCUCGGCCAGUCAAUCCUGGCCGAGGCCGGCGAGGACCAUCCUUCCUCUUUCAGGGGAUUACGAAAGACUGGUCAGCAAGAAGCACCAACCCGGAUAUCACAAAGUGAGGGUCGCGAGGCCCGUUGGCGAGACGAGACAAGGAAGGACCGGAAGGGAGAAGAUAAAACGGAGAAGGAGAAAGGACUCGACAAGAAGGAUCAAUGGUCCUGGGAUAUGUCCGCCUUGGAUCAGUUGGAAGCCAUUGAAACUCAACAGGCGCCUGUUGAGAUACAGAAAAAGCCCAAAAAACGCGACUGGCGUAAAGACCGCGGAACGUCAGAGGAAGGUGAUUUCGAUCCCGAGGACCGUCAACGUCGUCGGGAGGAUCGCAAGCGCCAGAAGAAGGCGAAGGAGGAAGUCACGGCUAUUCCUCUGCACCUUCCCGAGUUCAUCAGCGUCAGCAAUCUGGCAGAUGUCAUCGGCGUACGACAGGCUGAGUUUGUGGCCCGCAUGGAAGAAAUGGGCUUCGAGGACGUGACCUAUAACCACGUCCUGGACGCCGAGACCGCCGGUCUGGUGGCUGCAGAGUUCAACUAUGAAGCUAUCUUCGAUACUGGUGCUGAGGAUCUCGAGGCCGCCCCAGUGUCAGAGGAUACAUCUGACCUGCCCCCUCGGCCACCAGUCGUGACAAUCAUGGGUCACGUUGACCACGGUAAAACCACUAUUCUGGACUGGCUGCGCAAGUCAUCAGUGGCAGCCACUGAGCACGGCGGUAUCACUCAGCAUAUCGGCGCCUUCUCUGUGGCCAUGCCCUCUGGCAAGACGAUCACCUUCCUAGACACCCCCGGUCACUCAGCAUUCUUGGAGAUGCGCAAGCGUGGUGCCGAUGUGACUGAUAUCGUCGUUCUGGUCGUUGCUGCGGACGACAGUGUCAAACCACAGACCAUCGAGGCUAUCAAGCACGCUACGCAAGCCAACGUGCCUAUCAUCGUUGCGAUCAGUAAGAUCGACAAGGAAGGCCGCAAUCCCGAACGGGUGAAGCAAGAUCUCUCCGUCCACGGCGUUCAUGUGGAAGAUUACGGUGGUGAUGUCCAGGCCAUUGGCGUGAGCGGCAAGACGGGCGAGGGCAUGAUCGAGCUCGAGGAGGCUAUUGGAGUCCUCUCGGAGAUGCAGGACCACCGUGCUGAUACGACUUGCAACGCUGAGGGCUGGGUUAUUGAGGCGACUACCAAGAGCUAUGGUCGAGUGGCUUCUGCUCUCAUCCGUCGUGGCACCCUCCGCCCCGGCGAUGUUAUUGUUGCUGGUCAAACCUGGGCCCGCGUGCGUACGCUUCGUAACGAAGCUGGUCUGUCCAUCGAUGAAGCCACCCCCGGCAUGCCGGUUGAGAUUGACGGUUGGAGAGAUCAGCCCGUUGCUGGAUCGGAAAUUUUGCAGGCUCCAACCGAGCAGAAGGCCAAGGAUGUUGUGGCAUAUCGCCAGGACCGGGUAGAUACCCAAAAGCUGGGCGAGGAUAUGGUUGCCAUCAACGAGGCGCGACGAGAGCUCCUUGAGAAGCGCAGACAGGAGGAUCGAGACUCGGAGGAAAGCGCCAGCACCCCUGCCGAGGCGUCCGGUCCCAAGGCUGUCAACUUCAUCAUCAAGGCCGAUGUGGAUGGCUCCGCUGAGGCCGUUCUCAACUCAAUUGCCGCCGUUGGCAACAACGAAGUUUACGCGAACAUCUUGCGCUCUGGUGUUGGCCCUGUGACCGAGUUCGAUAUUGAACACGCGGCCAGCGCUAAAGGAAGAAUUAUCUCAUUCAACAUGCCUAUUGAACCCAACAUGGCUCGCCAAGCCGAACUAGAGUCUGUGAAGAUCAUGGAUCACAAUAUCAUUUACAAGCUCAUUGAUGACGUGAAAGACGUUCUGAGCGAGCAUCUUGCACCUACUGUGACUCAGCGUGUGACAGGUGAAGCCGAAGUCGGUCAAGUCUUCGAGAUCACCGUCAAGGGUCGCGACAAGACGUCGAUCGCUGGCUGUCGGGUGCGUAACGGUUUGAUCAACAAAACGAAGAAGGUCCGGGUGAUCCGCGGCAACGAGACCGUUUACGAUGGCACCAUGACCUCCCUGAAGAACGUCAAGAAGGACGUUACCGAAAUGCGCAAGGACACCGAGUGUGGUAUCGCCUUCGAAGGCUGGACCGACUUCGCCGUCGGCGAUCAUAUCCAGUGUUACGAGGAGAUCUUCGAGAAGCGCCACCUGUGA
Molecule: messenger RNA, 2979 nt
Organism: Penicillium daleae
Lineage: Eukaryota; Fungi; Ascomycota; Eurotiomycetes; Eurotiales; Aspergillaceae
Product: translation initiation factor 2
Exons: 3
Coding region: 1-2979 (992 amino acids)
Biological process (GO): translational initiation; DNA recombination; DNA repair
Molecular function (GO): GTP binding; GTPase activity; metal ion binding
Source: RefSeq, a predicted model, not a curated record